Anas platyrhynchos (mallard) is the source of this 3563-nucleotide messenger RNA. It is a transcript of the gene PPARD, whose product is annotated as peroxisome proliferator activated receptor delta. Lineage: Eukaryota; Metazoa; Chordata; Aves; Anseriformes; Anatidae. The record is from RefSeq and is a predicted model, not a curated record. Gene Ontology annotation, biological process: negative regulation of cholesterol storage; fatty acid metabolic process; positive regulation of fatty acid metabolic process. Gene Ontology annotation, cellular component: nucleus. Gene Ontology annotation, molecular function: zinc ion binding; RNA polymerase II cis-regulatory region sequence-specific DNA binding; DNA-binding transcription repressor activity, RNA polymerase II-specific.
ACGUGCGGGGGCGGGGGGGGGACGAGGGGGGGGGGCGCCGGCGGCGGAGCUGGGGCCGGCGGCGGGAGAUUGCCUCGCUGCUCGGCUCUCCGUGCUGACAUGGUAACGGAACAGGGGCUUGCACCGGCGGGCGGACAGGGACAGCUGCUGCGGAGAGGCUAGCGCAACAGCCUGGUAGGGUCCAUCUCGGCUAGACACGGAUGAUGCCAGAGCUAUGACAGGGAUUGCAGCCUUGGCACUGAGGGGUGAUCGAUUAUGGAACAACCACAGGAGGAAGUACCUGAGGUCAGGGAAGAGGAGGAGGAAGAGGAAGAGGCAGUGAUGGUGGCCAGCGGAGCCUCAGACCCAAGUGCAGGACCAGACAGCUCGCUGCCUUCGAGCAGCUACACAGACCUUUCACAGAGCUCCUCUCCCUCCCUGUCGGACCAACUGCAGAUGGGCUGCGAGGAGGCGGCCUCGGGGGCGCUGAACGUGGAGUGCAGGGUCUGCGGGGACAAAGCCUCGGGCUUCCACUACGGCGUGCACGCCUGCGAGGGCUGCAAGGGUUUCUUCCGCCGGACAAUCCGCAUGAAGCUGGAGUACGAGAAGUGUGAGCGGAGCUGCAAGAUUCAGAAGAAGAACAGGAACAAGUGCCAGUACUGCCGCUUCCAGAAGUGCCUCUCACUGGGCAUGUCACAUAACGCGAUCCGCUUCGGCCGCAUGCCGGAGGCAGAGAAGAGGAAGCUGGUGGCGGGGCUGACGGCGAGCGAGAUCAGCUGCCAGAACCCACAGGUGGCCGACCUGAAAGCUUUCUCCAAGCACAUCUACAACGCCUACCUGAAAAACUUCAACAUGACCAAAAAGAAGGCGAGAGGUAUCUUGACCGGGAAGGCCAGCAGCACCCCACAGCCUUUUGUGAUCCAUGACAUGGACACCUUGUGGCAAGCAGAGAAGGGGCUGGUGUGGAAGCAGCUGGUGAAUGGGAUUCCCCCCUACAAGGAGAUCGGGGUGCACGUCUUCUACCGCUGCCAGUGCACCACGGUGGAGACCGUGCGGGAGCUCACCGAGUUCGCCAAGAGCAUCCCCAGCUUCGUCGGCCUCUACUUGAACGACCAAGUGACUUUGCUGAAGUACGGGGUGCACGAGGCCAUCUUCGCCAUGCUGGCCUCUAUCAUGAACAAGGACGGGCUGCUGGUGGCCAACGGGAACGGCUUUGUGACCCGCGAGUUCCUGCGCAGCCUGCGCAAGCCCUUCAACGAGAUCAUGGAGCCCAAAUUCGAGUUUGCUGUGAAGUUCAACGCGCUGGAGCUGGAUGACAGCGACCUGUCUCUGUUUGUGGCUGCCAUUAUCCUGUGUGGAGACCGUCCUGGCCUGAUGAACGUGAAGCAGGUGGAGGAGAUCCAGGACAACAUCCUGCGGGCGCUGGAGUUCCACCUGCAGUCCAACCACCCCGAUGCUCAGUACCUUUUCCCCAAGCUGCUGCAGAAGAUGGCCGACCUGCGGCAGCUGGUGACGGAGCACGCCCAGCUGGUGCAGAAGAUCAAGAAGACGGAGACCGAGACCUCCCUGCACCCUCUCCUUCAGGAGAUCUACAAGGACAUGUACUAAGGACCUGUUAUUUAUGAGAAUGAAGCCAUUGGAUUCCCGGCGGGACUCUUUGUACAAACACAAAGAAAACCUUUCCCCGUGGUGUCUUCCGUUCCUUCUACUGGAAACUCUUUUUCUACACGACCCCACCGUACGGUACACAGGGCAGGACGCCGUAAGAUUUUGCAGCCGCCACCUGGCCGGCCGGGGCUUCCCUUAACACACACUAACAAAUUCAGAGGCAAACCCUAAGCCACCGUUUCCGUUACUACAGCCCUGCUCCUCAGCUGCUCCCCGGGGCCCUGCAGCGGCCGGGCGUGGGCAGCGGGGUUCCUGCGGCAGCCUGGGGGCAGCGGGGCUGCUCUGGUUGUCCAGAGGUCACCGAGCAGGGCCAGCAGCAGCACUUAGAGCGUGUCUCGGUUGUCUUUUUUUUUUUUGUAUUGCACUCCGAAGAUGUGGUCCUGAGCCGUGAAGUCUAGGGCAGUGUCACAAAAAGGAAGUUUCUCUCUUUUCCCAAAGAAAAAAAAAAAACAAAAACAGAGUAUUUGAAGACGGGUACAGCUGUCCUCACACACACCCGCAGCUGCAGUGCCCUCACUGUGCCCCCAGUGCCCCCGCUCCGGAGGAACCUGCCCCUCAGCAGCUCCAUGUGAGGAGGGAGGGACGUGGAGAAGGGAGGGAAGGGUUUGACUCACAAAAAUCCACCUGUGGAGCAGAGGCCAAGGUCUCUUUGCUUUCCCAGGCUGUUCUGCACAGACCGAAGCUCCAAAAACGUCUGCAUGGGGCCAGGGCCAGGUCUGGGGCUGUGCAAGGUUGGGAGGAGGCAGCGGGGCUCGUGCCUUGUCCUGCAGCUCCCUUCCCAAGGUGGGGCCGUGGGGCAGAGGCGCUGAGCUCCCUGCGAACACCAGAGCGAGCAAAGCCUCCGGCAGCACCAGCACCAGGAAAGUCACGGCCAGCCCGCAGAGCCCGGCACUGCGAGGGGACAUCAACUGGGACAGGGGAAGGGAACACGGGGCAGGAGGGUGCCACAAAGGGCUCGGAUCUGAUGAUCCCACUCUGUCCAGGCUGUGGGACCAGCCUGGAAGGCUUCAAAUUGGGGAACAGCAGCGUUAGGGAGAGCAGGAGCUGGCUGCAGCCCAGCCUGGUGUUGUUGCUGCCCGACUGCGUGGCCUUCAGCCCCUCUUAAUGGCCGUGCCUCAGUUUCCCCUGCUGGGGAAGGGAGCCACACUGUCACCUGCCCUCUGCUCCGAGGGGAAAUAAGAGGAUUUAACAAGUGCCCUGGUUGCAAGGAGCCUUGCAGCUGUGACCCCCGGUCUAAAUGCCUCAAAGUAUUCCUCAAAGGCGAGGGAGAGGGCGGCUGCUCGCAGGGCGCUGUGCCGGGGAAGUUCCCCUGAGCGAGGAGGGGGCAGCUUCAGGCUCCGUGCCCUGCCCAAGCCCCGAGCAGCUCCGGGGCUUCACCUCGCAUCCCCAGCAGCCUUAUUCAAACACCGAUAAUCCCACGGGGGGGCACGGGAGCGGAUUAAUGGGUUUUGUGUUCCUCCUCUUCAGGGUAGUGGCUUUCCCUGGUGCAAUAAUCCCUUUGGAGAGCCGCAGGGCUGGCAGCUCCCAAACCCCUGCCGCUGCCCUCGGGCUCCUCACCGUGCCUCGGUUUCCCUGCCCGCAGCCCGCCCGGCCCCUUCCCGUGGCCCUACCUCGCGGGGAAGUUAGGAAUUACCUUUCUAAAGCACUUUGAAGUCCUCUGGGGAAGGCACUGCAGACGCACGCUGCACCCAGCCCGGGGGAUUUGGCCCCAAAGCCCCCCCAGUGGCACCCGGGGCUCGCGUGCCCGUUACCUGGGGAGCUUUUUCCUCUUCCCCCCCCUCCCCGGCAGCGUAACAACCCUCAAACUGAAAUGUAUAUUUUUGCUAGAAGUACAAGCCUCCAAGUGUUUUUAAUAAUAUAAAUAGUGCCCAUGAACUGACUUGACUUUAAAUAAAUCGCAACUAAAUAUUUAAGAA